Molecule: messenger RNA, 1645 nt
Organism: Oncorhynchus keta (chum salmon)
Lineage: Eukaryota; Metazoa; Chordata; Actinopteri; Salmoniformes; Salmonidae
Gene: pfn4
Product: profilin family member 4
Exons: 4
Coding region: 189-575 (128 amino acids)
Cellular component (GO): cell cortex
Molecular function (GO): actin monomer binding
Source: RefSeq, a predicted model, not a curated record
UUACAAUGGGAACCAUUAGCAGACGCAUGUUUUCACUACGAUCUCUUUAGGCUGGUAACACCCACCGAUGGUCUCCAUGGAAACGUCGUCCACCACGCGGAAGGGGGAAAAGUAUCAGCAGUAACGCUAACGUUAGUUCUCUGACUUAGGCAAGACAUACUAUACAGUCUUUGACAAAAUUGGUUAUUAUGAACCAAUUUCAGAAUUUGAUAAAUGACUGUCUUAUCGAUACAAAACACGUGGAAAGCGCUGUCAUUCUGGUUGCCAAGACUGCAGCAGUAACUGCGGCGUCUGCGAGGUUUCAGGUUCUUCCUACACAAGCCCAGAUUUUCAUAGACUCUUUCAAGCACAUGACAUCGACCAGGGAGCGGGGCUUCUACUUUCAAGACAAAACAUACACCUGUGUCCGAGCUGACAGGAACUCCAUCUACUGCAAAUGUGGAACACAUGGCUUGAUUCUUGUGAAGACUGCUCUGUACAUUAUAGUGGCCACAUACAACGACAGCAUGUACCCUAGCGUGUGUGUGGAGGCUGUCGAGAAACUAGCUGUGUACCUCAAGGAAAAGGGAAAAUGAAACCUGAAGAGGAGCAGCGUUCUGAUGGAUGAAACGGAUGAAGUGGACUGGUCAAGUUAAACAGUUGCCUGAACAGUUAGGCCACCUGCUAAGGAGGACAAACAUGUUUAGGAGAAAGUCGGUGUGUGUUUGUUUUCUUUCUAUGAACUCGCCCCUGUCCCCUCUCGCAGUAUACAGGUUUAACCACUAGGUGGUAGUCAAUAGUAAAUAACCUAGCUGUGUGGUCCAAGAACCGUUUUUAGUGUUGAGAUCCUCUUAGAACAGGGAUUAUGACCAACCAUGGUCAAUGAGAUGCAGUAGUUCCAGCCCUGCUCUAUCACAUCUGAUUCUACUCCUCAGCAAACAGACAUGGUUUUGGGGCUUCGUGGCUAAAAGGCCUUUUUAAACUGUCUCUGUUCAUCGCAGACUUUCUGUUCAAACACUUCAAUUACUCUCCAUCCCCCUCUGGUGAUAACAUGAUUAACCUAACUACACACUCGCACUUUACACAUACGCGCAUGAACACACACACACACACACACACCCUGACGUAGCCUUGAUGAGUGUUUCAGAGCUGAAGCUGUGUAAAUGAAUUUCCUCAUGUGAACAAAUAAAGGAAAUCUGUAACUGAGUCAAAACAUCAAAGAUCCCCCACCAUAUUUUACAGUAGGGAUGAGGUGUUUUCUGCAUAUGUGUUGUUUCGGAAGGCCAAACCCACCAUCUGACCAUGGAGUUUGCUAAUUGGCUUUGACACUUGUAUUGUUGCUAUGGUUAUAUGACAUGAAAAUAGAGCUCUGGCCACACUACAGAAGUGGCUUUGGCCUUCGAAAGAACAACACAUUUUCAGAAAAUACCUCAUCCCUACUGUAAAAUAUUGUGCUGGAUCUUUGAUGUUAUGAGGCUAUUUUACUUCCACUGGUCCUAGGGUCUUUGUUAAGGUCAACGACAUCAUGAACUUUACCAAGUACCAGGACAUUUUUUGCCAAAAACCUGGUUGCCUCUGCCAGGAGGCAGAAAUGUGGCCGCAAGUGGAUCUUCCAGCAAGACAAUAACCCCAAGCAUAAAAUAAUAAUAAAUGUUUUCGCAAUGUA